GAGGGCCGGGGCCGGGGCCGGGCCGGGGGCUGCCGCCCGAGCCCUUCCCGCAGCCUCCGGGGGCAGCCGUGGCGCUGGGCUGGGCUGCGGGGUGGCAACAGGGCGCCCCGGGGGCUCCUCCUCGCGGCCGCACAGCGGAGCCUCACCAGCUGCUCUUCUCCCUUUCUUUCCGCAAACUGAGACCCGCUGCACCCCUGUGGCUGCCAGCCCUCCAAAACGCAAGCUCGGGUCUGGAGCAAAAUGCAGCUCGGCCUCACUUGAGCAGCUUGCCGGGAGCGGAGUAGGAAGCCAGGUCCUGCACGGGCUGCAGGCUUCUCCACCUCUGCCCCCGGCACUGCUGGGCCCGGCUGCUGUGUUGGCCGUGGGGAAAGGUUUUAGUUACCCCUUCACAGCAGUGCUGCUUGGUCCCAGUUGUGUCUGUUUCCAUUUGGGGCACCCAUUACAGCUGCAUUGUUUUGCGGCAUCCUGUAGUGUUGUGCUGUGGCCUUUCAACAGGUUCCUCUGCGACCCUGUGCAAAGUUCUGUAUGGGAUCCCCCUUCUCUUGCCUAGAUAACUAGCCACUGAAACUGAUGGCAUGUUGCUUGUUUUAAUCUCCGUUAAUGCAGCUGGGACCCUUGGCUGUGUCCCGGGUUUGUGCCUGGUGACCCAGAUCAGGAUGCUGCCUGACUUGCCAAUAGCUGGAUGAAAGCCCAGGUUUAGGGAAACAAGUGUACAACUCUGCAAUCUAGGAUUGUUCCAAAAAUAUCUGGGAGAGUCUUACUAUUAAAUAUCAAGGCCAGUGAAAUGGCAAAAGAACAAGUGAGACUUAAUCAGUGGGACUUUUUUUUGGUGAUCAGACAACAAAUUCCCUCAUUGAUUUCAAAUCUUCCAGUAAUUCCAUGCACAAAUCAGUCUCUUUUUUUUUUUCUUUAAGGAAAAGGAAGAGUCUUUCUUCCUUCUAUAAUGCUCAUUCAGAAGUAUAAACCUUUCCUUUAACUAUUUCUGCCAUGUUCUUUGUCAAAGAGAUUUUUCUGCAAGGCCCCAGAAUAGCUUUGUCCAAAGGCUUUCUGAAAUGACCACUUCACAUUUGAGUAGCUGCCUUUCUGCAAUUGUAACUGCUUCUGCCUCUACUAAAAUAUGACAUGCCCAGCAAUAAUUUGGGAGCACUAACAUGCUAUUUUCACUAAGUUUUGACCAGCAUAACAAAGAUCCAAGUAGUUUUGCUACACUCUCCAUGUCUAGCACUAUUGUCUGUACGUAGCAAUGUACACAACAGGAGGUAACCAGGUCAAAAACUCGGUCUCAGAUUCAAAGGUUGAAGUUUUGAUCUGCAGCAACCUGGCCCUCAGCUGAUGGGGAAAUAUUGAUUCUUCGGGCUUUGUUGCACUUUAAUUUUAAGCAUAGGGGAUGCGUAGAGAGGGCACAGGGGAGCACACGCCCCCCUGAGAGCACUGGUGCUUGCCCUGACUGGGAGCACUCUAGCUGGUAGGGGGGCCCAGAGAGCACUAGUGCCCCCCCCCGAAAUUGUCUCUGCUGCUGCCGGCUGGCUGCUGGGGGACCCCCCGCUGGUGCCCUGCCCCAGACUCAGGAGGCACCAGUCCCCCAUGAUUUUAAGCAGCAUCUAGAGCUCUUAACCCCUGGAUUGUCCACACAUCAACACCUGAAACUAGGUUUAAGUAUCUGUUUGAAAAAUCGUCUGGAAAAUGAACCUUUUCCUGGAAACGCUCAAAGUCCUGGUGCUCUCCACAUACUACCUGCUGGAGUCUCUUGUUCGGUGUGUUAUUCCCAGGCGAAAGAAGAAUGUUACUGGUGAAAUAGUGCUGAUCACAGGAUCGGGGAGUGGAAUCGGAAGACUGAUGGCCUUAAAGUUUGCCCGUCUUGGAGCUGUCCUUGUUCUUUGGGACAUCGAUCCAGAAGGUAACAAGGAGACUGGUAGACUAGCCAAGGAAGCUGGAGCAGUGAGAGUACACACCUAUACCUGUGACUGCAGCAAAAGGGAAGAGGUCUACAAAGUUGCAGAUCAGGUGAAAAAAGAAGUUGGAGAUGUUAACAUCCUAAUCAAUAAUGCUGGUAUUGUAAGUGGAAAGAAAUUUAUUGAAUCUCUAGAUUCCCGUAUGCAGAAAACCAUGGAAGUGAACGCAAUGGCACAUUUCUGGACAUACAAAGCCUUCCUUCCAGCUAUGGUUGCCUCUAACUGUGGACAUUUGGUUAGUAUUGCAAGCGCAGCAGGACUCUUUGGCACCAAUGAGCUUGCAGAUUAUUGUGCAAGUAAGUUUGCAGCAGUGGGCUUUGCAGAAACCAUUGAUGUAGAGAUGCAUGCUCUGAAGAAAACUGGUAUUAAAACAACCAUUGUGUGUCCAUACUUCAUCAAUACAGGCAUGUUUGAUGGCGUUACAACCAGGUUUCCCCGUCUACUUCCUAUCCUGGAUCCAGAGUAUGCAGCUGAGACAAUUGUCAAUGCUAUUCUACGGGAACAAGUGUAUUUGAUAAUCCCAGCACUAGUGUGCAUUUUAUUUGCCGUGAAAAAUUUACUGCCUACGAAAGUAAUUCAUCUCUGGGAAGAUUACACUGGAGUUUCUCAUUCCAUGGACCACUUCCGUGGUUGGGUGAAAAAGGACUGAGAACAGAAUGACAAUGUCAGACACCAGCAGCUCUCAGCUAACAUGGACCAGUUUAGAGAGACAAAAGGUCAGCUGCUUCAGCAGCCAAGAGCUUAAGGUGCCUCACACUUCAUGUUUGUAUCAAUUCUAAUAAACAGCUUGCAUCCUGUGCUGGCUUGUCCUCCAGGGAGAAGAACAGUGCAGUGUUUGUAGAAAGUUUAUUUAACCCAAUCGGGAGUUCUGUCAGUAGUCUGUCUUAAUUUAUGUACAUGACAAA
Alligator sinensis (Chinese alligator) is the source of this 2857-nucleotide messenger RNA. Its product is annotated as epidermal retinol dehydrogenase 2-like. NCBI's taxonomy places the organism in Eukaryota, Metazoa, Chordata, Crocodylia, Alligatoridae. Gene Ontology annotation, cellular component: lipid droplet. The transcript has 7 exons. The record is from RefSeq and is a predicted model, not a curated record. Gene Ontology annotation, molecular function: oxidoreductase activity, acting on the CH-OH group of donors, NAD or NADP as acceptor. The coding region runs from base 1684 to 2601 and encodes 305 amino acids.